Molecule: messenger RNA, 760 nt
Organism: Saitoella complicata NRRL Y-17804
Lineage: Eukaryota; Fungi; Ascomycota; Saitoellomycetes; Saitoellales; Saitoellaceae
Product: WD40 repeat-like protein
Exons: 1
Coding region: 70-483 (137 amino acids)
Molecular function (GO): protein binding
Source: RefSeq, a predicted model, not a curated record
AUGCGAUCGGUUUCGUAACUUUUCGAGUGGGAUAACGCGUCGAGAUCAAUGGUGGUUUCUUCGUGAAGGAUGCGAUUCGCGUCGACAUUUGAGGUGUGCAGCGCGGUGCAGCGCGUGAGGAGUCGCGUUCUAUGGGCGGUCUAUGAUCUGCGCUUUGACAAUGAAGGUGCACUGUGGUCAGCAUCCGCGGAUAAGACAGUAAGACGGUCUGAUCUUAUCACUAAAGCGGAUGAUACUGCUUUGGAACAUCCCGACUUUGUCCAGGACAUCUUGGUGACACCCACUGGAUCUUGGGCAGUAACCGCAUGUCGUGAUGAGGAAGUAAGAGUAUUCGAUAUUGGCAGCGGUUCACUAGUGAAGGUGAUCAAAGGGCAUUACGAUGAAGUAUCGGCGCAGGCAAUGUGGGGAAACAUGCUUGCGAGUGCAAGUUUGGAUGGAACCAUCAGGCAGUGGUCCAUGGUGAAGCCGAUGUGCGAGCAAUGAAGAAGGUUGUCUGGGAAGAGGAGGAUGUUGAGGAAUAGGACAAGCCAGCAACAGGGCUAACUGCGGAACAAGAGGCUGAAUUGGCCGAGUUGAUGGGUGGUGACGACGAUCUUUGAUUAGAUCUCUGGGGUACAAGUGGCCUCACAACCAGCGCAAGACAGACAACAUAGACCGGCAGAAGAGCCUUGGGCCUUACACAUGAGAAAGUGAGUUCUUGGCGAAGGAGCGUUUACGUCUGCUGGUCAGGUUUCAAAACGUUAAGCCGGCCCGUGGAACU